UGUUGCAGCAGAGGAAAACGGGCGCGCUGGGUAGAUGACAUUGUGAAAUCCCGGGAGCCCAGACGCGAAUGGAGUAACUAGAAACGCUUUCUCAACAAACUCUUUCCGUCCUAAAACGUGCAGAAUUUCAAGAAUUUUGCACCUCGCUCACAACGAACUAGCUAGCCAGAGGUUACAGCAUUUUCUUAAACUAGUUAGCGAACUUACUUUAGUUGCACGAGUCUAGCUGCUGCCACCCUUGACCAAGAAAAAGGAGAAGUCACAACUUGCAGUUUGAGGGUUGUUCUGCAGGAAUGUCGCAGAAAGAAAGACCUACGUUUUAUCGGCAGGAGGUGACCAAGACGAUUUGGGAGGUACCAGAACGCUACCAGACCCUUUCUCCAGUCGGUUCCGGGGCCUACGGAUCAGUUUGCUCGUCGUACGAUCAGAAGACGGGUCUGAAGAUCGCUGUGAAGAAGCUCUCCCGGCCUUUCCAGUCCUUUAUCCACGCCAAGAGAACCUACAGAGAGCUACGGCUGCUCAAGCACAUGAAGCAUGAGAAUGUGAUCGGCCUUCUAGAUGUUUUCACACCUGCUACUAGUCUGGAGGAGUUCAAUGAUGUGUACCUGGUGACCCACCUGAUGGGGGCAGACCUCAACAACAUAAUCAAGUGUCAGAAGCUGACAGAUGACCAUGUGCAGUUCCUCAUAUACCAGAUCCUCCGGGGGUUAAAGUAUAUCCACUCAGCAGAUAUCAUUCACAGAGACCUGAAACCCAGCAACCUGGCUGUGAAUGAGGACUGUGAGCUGAAGAUUCUGGACUUUGGGCUGGCGCGGCACACAGACGAUGAGAUGACUGGUUACGUUGCCACUCGCUGGUACAGGGCCCCAGAGAUCAUGCUAAACUGGAUGCAUUACAACAUGACAGGUACAGUAGCUAGAGAUCUGAUGCAAUACAUCAUGACAGGUACAGUAGCUAGAGAUCUGAUAUAUUACAUCAUGACAGGUACAGUAGCUAGAGAUCUGAUAUAUUACAUCAUGACAGGUACAGUAGCUAGAGAUCUGAUGCAAUACAUCAUGACAGGUACAGUAGCUAGAGAUCUGAUGCAAUACAUCAUGACAGGUACAGUAGAUAGAGAUCUGAUAUAUUACAUCAUGACAGGUACAGUAGCUAGAGAUCUGAUAUAUUACAUCAUGACAGGUACAGUAGCUAGAGAUCUGAUAUAUUACAUCAUGACAGGUACAGUAGCUAGAGAUCUGAUGCAAUACAUCAUGACAGGUACAGUAGCUAGAGAUCUGAUGCAAUACAUCAUGACAGGUACAGUAGAUAGAGAUCUGAUAUAUUACAUCAUGACAGGUACAGUAGCUAGAGAUCUGAUAUAUUACAUCAUGACAGGUACAGUAGCUAGAGAUCUGAUGCAAUACAUCAUGACAGGUACAGUAGCUAGAGAUCUGAUAUAUUACAUCAUGACAGGUACAGUAGCUAGAGAUCUGAUGCAAUACAUCAUGACAGGUACAGUAGCUAGAGAUCUGAUGCAAUACAUCAUGACAGGUACAGUAGCUAGAGAUCUGAUAUAUUACAUCAUGACAGGUACAGUAGCUAGAGAUCUGAUAUAUUACAUCAUGACAGGUACAGUAGCUAGAGAUCUGAUGCAAUACAUCAUGACAGGUACAGUAGCUAGAGAUCUGAUGCAAUACAUCAUGACAGGUACAGUAGCUAGAGAUCUGAUGCAAUACAUCAUGACAGGUACAGUAGCUAGAGAUCUGAUGCAAUACAUCAUGACAGGUACAGUAGCUAGAGAUCUGAUGCAAUACAUCAUGACGGGUACAGUAGCUAGAGAUCUGAUGCAAUACAUCAUGACGGGUACAGUAGCUAGAGAUCUGAUAUAUUACAUCAUGACGGGUACAGUAGCUAGAGAUCUGAUAUAUUACAUCAUGACGGGUACAGUAGCUAGAGAUCUGAUAUAUUACAUCAUGACGGGUACAGUAGCUAGAGAUCUGAUAUAUUACAUCAUGACGGGUACAGUAGCUAGAGAUCUGAUAUAUUACGUCAUGACAGGUACAGUAGCUAGAGAUCUGAUAUAUUACAUGACAGGUACAGUAGCUAGACAUCUGAUGCAUUACAACAUGACAGUGGACAUUUGGUCUGUGGGAUGUAUCAUGGCUGAACUCCUCACUGGCAGAACGCUGUUUCCCGGUACUGACCACAUUGAUCAGUUGAAGCUAAUAAUGAUGCUCGUUGGGACGCCAGGGCCUGAGCUCUUGAUGAAAAUCUCCUCUUUGUCUGCAAGGAACUACAUCAACUCCUUGCCUCAGAUGCCCAAGAGGAAUUUUUCUGACGUGUUCAUCGGAGCCAACCCACAAGCUGUGGACCUGCUGGAGAAGAUGUUGGUUCUGGACACAGAUAAGAGGAUCACGGCUGCCCAGGCUCUGGCCCACCCCUACUUCUCCCAGUACCACGACCCAGAUGACGAGCCUGAGGCUGACCCCUACGACCAGAGCUUUGAGAGCCGCGAUCUGGACAUCGAAGAAUGGAAACGGCUGACCUUUGAGGCGGUAUGUGAUUUUGAGCCACCCAUCUUCGAUGGAAACGACAUGGAAUCGUGAUUGGGCGAUGUGAUUUCUACAAGCCCCUCUCCCGUCAACACCACACAUCUCCAUCACUGAGGUUCCCUCUUAUCAGACCACCUUUUGGAAUAACAAUAUCAUCAUCAGAGUGCCUACAAACGUUUGUCUAUUGUUAGUUAUAUUUCUUAAGCUCGCGCUCUCUCUCCCACCAUUUUGACUCAGUAAGGUGUUGCAAGGGAAACGGUACAAAAAUAGCCUGGUGACAUGACAAUGGCGAUGGGAGUUGGCUGUACAACCCAAACAGAUAUGGGACCAGGCUAGAACUACAAUGGAGGAUAGGAGAGCGACAUUUUAAGGGCUGUUAAGUCGGUGUUAACAAAUACUGAUUGUAUGUGUCUACUACCAUGUAUUUUCAAGGGAGAAACAGAGGCAAGCAGAAAACAACCACUAAUACCAUAAUUGGUCCAUUUCUGAAAAAUCUCAUGCUUCUUUUAUUAUUCUGUCCAUAUUUGUGUCACAAAUGGCACCCUAUUCCCUAUUUAGUGCUCUACUUUUGACCAGGGCACUAUAUAGGGAAUAGGGUGCCAUUUGGAAUAAAAUCUAUAUUUAAACUAGUUUUGUAUUCCUCCUUCAGAAGUUUUAUUAUUAUGAAACUAUUGCUUACCACUGUAUUCUAUUGCUCACCACUGUGAUAUCCGAAAGAAAUUAGAUGCUGAAUUGAAACAUCCGGAAAAUGUGUUCUGAUUGAAUCAUUUCAUGGUGUGCAUCAUCUGAAAUGUGUUCUGAUUGAAUGAUUUCAUGGUGUGAAUCAUCUGAAAUGUGCAAUAAUGCUUGUCUGUCACUCGCGCUCUGCCAAUCUACCAAUCACAGCGUUCGUGUCAGACUCCCCUGGUUUUGUUUUUCUGUCAAUCAGCACUGGUGUCAAGACUCCCAGGCGCUUCAUAAACCGUUGACGAUCUGCUUUAAUGGGUCUGUUAUAUGACAUAGGAUGUGUCCCAAAUGGAACUCUACUACCUAUAUACUGCAGUACUAAAUGCGAAAGACUAUAUUUCAGUUGAAUGCAUUCAGUUGUGCAACUGACUAGGUAUGUUCCUUUCCUUUGAACAGGGCCCAUAGGCUUAUGGUCAACAGUAGUGCACUAUAUAGUGAAUUGGGGGCCUUUGGGAGGCACAUAGGGAUUCAGUCUAUUCUUCAACAUUGUUAUGAACUUAUUAACUUUGAGGAAAUGUUUUAGCUGUGAGAAAUGUUUCAAUAUACCACGAUGCAGAUGAAUUCCCCCCCCCCCAAGUAUUAAAACUGUUGAAAACCAGCGCCAGAACAUAGGAUGUUUAAUACCUUUUACAUUUUAGUCAUUUAACAGACGCUCUUAUCCAGAACGACUUACAGGAGUAAUUAGGGUAAAGUGCCUUGCUCAAGGGCACAUCGACAGAUUCUUCACCUAGACAGCUCAGGGAUUCGAAGUAUCAACCUUUCGGUUACUGGCCCAACGGUUUUAACCGCUAAGCUACCUGCCGCCCAUUUAGUGCUCACAAGCCGUAAAAUCAUUAUUCAGCUAACUGAAUACCCAAAUGAUGUCAUUCUGGCAGAUUCAGACAAUUUUUGUUGCUUCCUCUAGUCCUCAUCUCCUUGAUCUGCACUGAGGUAAAGGAACUGGACAGGAGAAAGCGAAGGCCUGGUAGGGCUCAACUAUAUUGCUUUCAACUGUUCUGUGUUUUCAGAACAGAACUGUGCAGAUGAAGGACACAAUGGAAGGAAGCGACUGUAGAAUAUUGAGAUACAGCCCGAGUCAGAAUAUAUAACUGUGAUAGCCCCAGGACUCUAGCCUAGUUGAACCAUGCUGCGCUCCAUUGAAUAGACAAUUCAUUCUGGUUUCACCACUUUCCAUAUUGACACUUUAAAACCAGAUGGAGUUGAUAUGAGCCAUUGUGGGUUGUCAAUGAAUGUGCCAAUCAACGUGGCGUUAAGUAAACUAGGAAAAAUAUGUAUUUUUGGGUACAAAAUCAACUCAAAUGUAUGUAAAUAUCUGUUCUAUAUUUUAUUUUUUAAUCUUCAUUACUUUUUUGGUUUGUUGAAUUUAAACAAUCUUCAUUAUCAGCAUGUUCAUCAUUUGUGCGUGUGUUUUGAAUAUAUGUGUUAACAGGAGCUUGACGUGUCAUGCUUAAAGCAGCAAAAUAGAAAAAUGUAAAUCCAUGUCAAAAAGAAAUGAGGGAAUUGCUUAGAUAUAUUUAUACUUUGUUGAGGUGGUAUUUCAACUGGAGAGAUACUGUUGUUUAUUUCAGCCAAUCCCCAUAAAAGACUGACAUCUAACAGUCUUUACAGCAGAGUAACUAUUACUAUAAUUAAUGCCUUUGUUUAUAAAGAAAUAAAGACAGUCAUUUUUAAGUCAA
Molecule: messenger RNA, 4933 nt
Organism: Salmo salar (Atlantic salmon)
Lineage: Eukaryota; Metazoa; Chordata; Actinopteri; Salmoniformes; Salmonidae
Source: RefSeq, a predicted model, not a curated record